AUGGAGAAGGCUGAGACUUGGAUUAUCACUUGCUUUUGUCUUCAACUACUCCUACUUAAUCCUCUUGUCAAAGCCCAGAGUUCCUGCGGGAAUCCAGUGACAGAUGAUGUGAAUGACAUUGCAAAACUGGUCGGAAAUCUCCCAAAUGAUUAUAUGAUAACCCUUAAAUAUGUCCCGAAGAUGGAUAGUCUGCCUAAUCACUGUUGGUUGCAUUUGAUGGUGCCUGAAUUUUCAAGGAGUCUACAUAAUCUUCUCCAGAAGUUUUCAGAUAUUUCGGAUAUGUCCGAUGUUUUAAGCAACUAUUCAAUCAUCAAUAAUCUCACAAGGAUAAUUAAUGACCUUAUGGCAUGUCUAGCUUUUGAUAAAAAUAAGGAUUUUGUAAAAGAAAAUGGUCACCUUUAUGAAGAAGGUCGCUUUGUUCCUGAGGACUUUUUUAGGCACUUUAAUAGUACCAUUGAGGUCUACAAGGAGUUUGCAGACACGUUGGAUAAGAAUGAUUGCAUUCUGCCUUCGACAGUAGAAACACCAGAGAAUGAUUCCAGAGUCGCUGUCACAAAAACAUUUUUGUUUCCUCCUGUUGCUGCCAGCUCCCUUAGGAAUGACAGCAUUGGCAGUAACACUAGCAGUAACAAAGAGGCACUUGGCUUCAUUAGCAGCUCCAGCCUGCAAGGGAUCAGCAUAGCACUGACAUCAUUGCUGUCUCUUUUUAUUGGCUUUGUUUUGGGAGCCAUAUACUGGAAGAAAACACAUCCCAAAUCUAGACCAGAAAGUGAUGAAACUACACAGUGUCAUGACUGUCAAGAGGAAAAUGAGAUAAGUAUGUUGCAGCAAAAAGAAAAGGAACAUCUACAAGUGUAG
Molecule: messenger RNA, 858 nt
Organism: Tauraco erythrolophus (red-crested turaco)
Lineage: Eukaryota; Metazoa; Chordata; Aves; Musophagiformes; Musophagidae
Source: RefSeq, a predicted model, not a curated record